Messenger RNA from Paraphaeosphaeria sporulosa, 1977 nucleotides. Its product is annotated as FAD-linked oxidoreductase. The annotation marks the transcript as partial. The transcript is spliced from 2 exons. Gene Ontology annotation, molecular function: FAD binding; pyrroline-5-carboxylate reductase activity; proline dehydrogenase activity. Gene Ontology annotation, cellular component: mitochondrion. Lineage: Eukaryota; Fungi; Ascomycota; Dothideomycetes; Pleosporales; Didymosphaeriaceae. The record is from RefSeq and is a predicted model, not a curated record.
AUGCCACUCGAGAUGCUCCUCCGAUCUUUCUUCAUUGCGACCAUAUCUUCUAAAAAAUACCUUUUGAUACCCUCACUGAAAUUACUGUCUUUCUUCUCGAAGCCGGGGCGGAGCUACCUUUUCAAUGUAGACCGGAACCCUGUCCUCCACGGAAUCCUCAAGAAGACGUUUUAUAACCAGUUCUGUGCCGGCGAGUCGAAGCAAGAAACUAAGGCAUGCUGCAAGGCUUUGACCGAUCUCGGCUUCAAGGGAAUUAUCCUCACGUUCGCCAAGGAAAUGGUGUUCGACCACAGGAACAAAGCACCAGAAGCCCCCCCUGAGCAAGCAGCAAAAGUAGAGACUGUAGCAGCACACGACCAAUUGAUAGAAGAGUGGCGCGUAGGAACGCUCGCCACGGUCGACAUGAUCGAGAAAGGCGACAUCCUUGCGCUCAAGACCACCGGCGGCGGGCCCACUGUGGGAGAAGCCUUCCACAGGGGCGAGCUACCUCCGCAGCAGAUGAUGGAUGCCCUGGACGAAAUCGCGACCAGGUGCAAGGAGCGCGGCAUCCAGAUCAUUGUCGACGCCGAGUCGCAGUACUUCCAGAAGGGCAUCGCACGCACCGCGCUGGAGCUGAUGCGGAAGUUCAACCGCGAGCCUACUGUCGUCAUCUACAACACGUACCAGGCGUAUCUCAAGAACCAGCCUAAGUACCUACAACAGCAUCUCGCCGAGGCAGAGAAGGACGGCUUCACUCUGGGUCUGAAGCUCGUUCGGGGGGCAUACAUUCUUUCUGACGACCGGUCUCUGAUCCACGAUACAAAAGAGGACACCGACGCUGCGUACAACGGCAUCGUGGACGGCGCGCUCCACCAGAAGCUCUGGGACUUUGGUGUCUCGCGGCCAUUCCCGGCGACCAACCUGUUCCUGGCCAGCCACAACAAGCACAGCCUCAUCACGGCACAGCGGUUACAAGCGCAGCGGGAGAAAGACGGGUUGCCCACUGUGCCGAUUGCAUUCGCGCAGCUGCACGGUAUGUCCGACGAGGUUGGGUUUUCGCUGUUGAAGGAACAGUGUGCGGAUGGGAAGGCACCUGAUGUGUUCAAGUGCUCGACUUGGGGCAGUAUGGGCAAUCUAGGGACACCGAUUCUGAGUAGUUUGAUGGGAGCACCAGAAAGUGCUCGGGUGCAAUUCACAAAUUACGUAGCCUGCGUGCACAGCGCUGCAUCGGAAGAACGAUUAUCAAAGCGCUUCCCCAAGGAGAAAGAGUCCGGGAAACUAGUCAUCUCGCGCGGCCAAAACGCCAAAGCAGUGUCAGAUGCCUCCGUCAUAAUCCUGGGCGUGGAUCCCGCGGACGUCGAAGCAACACUCAAGCAGGACGGCGUCGGGGCAGCUCUCAAAGGCAAACUCCUCAUCAGCAUCGCGGCAGGCUGGGCGCGCGAAACUCUCGAAAAAAUCAUCUCCUCUACCCAAGGCUCCCCCAGCAACGACUCGAGAACUUGGGUCCUCCGCACCCUCCCCAACGUCGCAGCCCAAGUCUCCCAAUCCCUCACCGCAAUCGAAGACCCCGACCCCGACACCCCCCACAAACACAUCAAAACCUGCGAAGCCAUCUUCAACCAAAUCGGCCGCACCGUGCAACUCGCGCCGAAGCUCAUGGGCCCCGCAUCCGCGAUCGGUGGCUCCACGCCCGCCUUCUGGGCCAUCAUCUGUGACGCCUUCGUCGAUGCCUCGGUCGCGGUAGGCGUCCCCCGGAAAGCCGCACAGGACAUGAUAUACCAGAGCAUGCGGGGCUCGGCGGCGAUGCUGCAGAGCGGGAUCCAGCCUGGGGAGCUGCGUGAUAUGGGGACGAGUCCGGAGGGGUGCACGAUUGGGGGGAUCAUGGUGAUGGAGGAGAUGGGGGUGAGGGGCGCGUUGGGGAAGGCGUUGAGGGAGGCGGUGACGCUGGCGAGGUUGAUGGGGAAUGAGAGGGAAGGGUUGCAUGUUAACGAUACGAGG